UACGAACGCGCACAAGAUAAAUACGAAUGAAUUUAUCAGGGCAUUUUUAUUUCGUAUCUUUAUCAAUUUUAUUUUUAUAAUUGAUGAUAGUAUGAACAAUAAAUGCAACACGAUAACAAAGAAAAAAUGUUAAAAUAAAUUGGAAUUAAAAUUUUCAAAUAUAAUCAAAAUAUGGACAAGAAAACAUAUAAAAAAUAUAAACGAAGGAUUGCCGAAGCAGUAGCUGCAAUUGAUAAUAAACCUCCAAAGUUCAAAUUAGCUACUUAUUAUAAAACUACUAAUUUACAGCUGGAUGCAGUUAGAGUAAAAGAAAUAGAUAAGGAAAAUAUGAAAUUACUGAGGAAGAUGAACAUAAUUACUCGAACAGGUGGAAAUGUUGAUUGUUGGGGAACAAAUAAGAUAGAAUACAAAUCAAAAUAUGAUGACCAAAAUAUAAUUAACAAGAAUAUCAUGAAAGAUAAUGAAAUUUUAUUAAAAAAUAUUCGCGAUGCCAGUACUCAUUAUCCUGUUGCGGAAUUAAUAAAAAGUUGGAAAACUAUGCAAAUAAAAUCGAUGCACGGCAGAAGACAUUCCAAAGGACUUACAUUUGAAAUUACUGGACCACAAAUGAACAAAGAUGAUUGUAUGGCCAGUAAUUUAUCAGUAUUGAAAAACAUGAAUCCAUCUAUUCGGACGAAAUGUUUCUUCGAAAUUAAAGUCCAAACCGACGAUCAGAUAUUAGGACGCAUUCAAUUUGAACUUUAUGAUGAUAUCGUACCAAAAACGUGUGCUAAUUUUGCGGAACUGUGUAGUGGAACCACUAAUGGUUUAUCGUACAAAAAUACACCAUUCCAUCGUAUCGUUUCCGGUUACUGGUGCCAAGGUGGGGAUAUUACAAAAUUUAACGGCAGCGGAGGAACAUCCAUUUAUGGAGAUUCAUUUGAAAAUGAGAAUUACAAUUUACGCCAUGCCGGGCUUGGAGUUUUGUCCAUGUGCAACGAUGAUAAUAAUAGAUGCGAUUCCAAAUUUAAUCUUACUUUUAGGCGUUUAGAAACAGUUGACAAUAAACACGUAGUCUUUGGAAAAGUUACUUCCGGUAUUUCAAAUAUUAGCAAGAUUGAAGAAUUUGGUACAAAAACAGGAAAACCAAUCAAAACAGUAAUUAUAUGUGAUUGCGGUGUUGUAUCAAGAAAAUAAGAACAUUUGUAAGAUUUAAUUGACCAAUCACUUAAAGUUUCAAUGAAAUAAUUUCACAAAGUUAGUAACAUAAUUUUAUGUUAUAGUAAUUCGAAUUAUUAUAAUUAACAAUUUGGUAAUCUUCGAUUAUAUGAAGAUGCACGCUAUUCUUAUUUAUUCAGUUUAUUUUCCUUUUGUCAGUAUUAUAAUUUACAUAGUUUGCAAAAAUACAGUCUGUGAAAAACUUACAGAUAAAGAUAUUUUCUUACAUGUUACACAUGAUAAUAACAAAUAUUAUUUUUAAAAUCAUUACGUUUCCAACAAAAGAUCUACAUUAAUACCAUAUUUCCU
Messenger RNA from Osmia lignaria (orchard mason bee), 1506 nucleotides. Lineage: Eukaryota; Metazoa; Arthropoda; Insecta; Hymenoptera; Megachilidae. The record is from RefSeq and is a predicted model, not a curated record.